AUGGGCUUGCUGGAGGAGCAGCACAACAUCCCCCUGCCUCACACAGCAUCCACUGCCAGUCCCCGUGAGCCCAGCACUGCAGUGCGCCUGCGUCCACCGCACUACCGCAUCCUUAAGAAGGGGUCCCCACCUCAGCCGCCAAGCACACAGGGGUCCGUGGAGCCCCCUCGCUCCUCGGAGCCCUCACAUCCUAGCCUCGUAGACAACAUCCCCAGAGCUACCGACUCCCGCCCGCCCCCCAAGGCCUCCUCUGACAGCGGCCCCGGCCCCACCGGACGGCGCCCGCUCCCCCGGGCUGGGGCGUGCCCCGCAGGGGCCGCGAGGGCGGGCUCAGGGCAGCAGAGGCCAGAGGCCGAGCCAGGCCACUUCCAACGGGGAGCUCAGCCUGCUGGACACUACCCCGUCCGCUCAGCACGCCCCGGCCUCCGACCGCUGCCAGCACCCCGCAUUUCGGGGUCCCAGGUUUCACCGCUCCGCAAGAUGGGGCCACCCGAGCAGCUAGGAAGAAAGGCUCGGGCUAGCGGAGGUGGAAAGACCUGCUCUGUCCGGCGCUGCUCUGCGCACGUCUCCCCAGCCUGCUUGAUGAGAGAUGCGCCACCGCCGCGCGAACCUUCCCUUGCCUGGGGGCGGAGCACAAAGAGGAUCAGCAGAUCGGGGCUGAAAACUGCGGAGUACAGGAGUGAGCUCUCUGGAGAAACUCCAAAAAUAAAUAAGAAGGCGGCCGUGGGCUAUAGCAUACACUGCUGGAUGUGGGGCUCUGAGCCGCCAAACGCAGUUCGGGAUUCGGUCAGUUUCUGUGUUCAGACGCCGACCUCAGCACCACGAGGGGCUCCUCAAAAAUGCUAAAACUGAAAACCCCAGAUUGAGCCGGAUCUGUUCUACUAGUACUAGUAGAAGGUGACAUAAAUGAGAGAAAAUAUGGUCACUAAAUAGGCAAUAAACAUGGCUUCCUAAUGCCAGAUGCCCAAAGGGACCUACGGGUCACCAAUAUUUUACAUCAUUAAUGUAUUAAAAAUUAACUCAAAUAA
This is a messenger RNA of Chinchilla lanigera (long-tailed chinchilla), 1028 nucleotides long. Its product is annotated as basic proline-rich protein-like. The transcript is spliced from 5 exons. The record is from RefSeq and is a predicted model, not a curated record. NCBI's taxonomy places the organism in Eukaryota, Metazoa, Chordata, Mammalia, Rodentia, Chinchillidae. Bases 1 to 846 code for a protein of 281 amino acids.